This is a messenger RNA of Gossypium raimondii (Peruvian cotton), 949 nucleotides long. RefSeq lists its product as uncharacterized. The record is from RefSeq and is a predicted model, not a curated record. The coding region runs from base 255 to 815 and encodes 186 amino acids. Lineage: Eukaryota; Viridiplantae; Streptophyta; Magnoliopsida; Malvales; Malvaceae. The transcript has a single exon.
CAUGUCAGAUCACAGCAACGUAAAUAAACUAAGAAUCCUAAGUUUACAGUUUUACAAUUUACAGCAAUGAAACCCCCUGCAUUCCGUUCAUUCAGAUUUCUUACCAAAAAGAUCAAAUAACCCUCUCUCCACCACCACCACAUUUCUUGAGAUCCCAACCACACCCACCGUUCAUUCAGAUUUUCCGAGGCUCAGUGCCUUAGCCUUCAUUCUCCAAACCCCACAAACCUCUCAUCUCUCUCCUUUGGACAUCAAUGGCGGACUAUGAGCCAACACGUCAUCAAACCAUCCCCAAGGAAACGGCUCUUCAAGCCUUAAACACUAUAAUCCAGCUCCAUUUUGAGAAAACCCUGGAAAAGAAAAGAGCUAUCGAUCUCCAAAAGAAAGAGCUCCACAAGCUUUUCCAGCUCUUCUUCAUCUUCUUAGCCCUCGUCUUCAUGGCUCAAGCUCAGUCCACACGUCUCCAAUGCCGCCAUUGUUGGGCACCCAUCACUUUGCUUUCCCUUUCCCAUCUUAUCUUCUACGUUUCAGUGGCCCAGACCUUGAGGUGCAUCAAUGGGUUCAAGUACCAGAGAAGGUGCCACAAGCUGACUCUUGGCCUGGCUACUGAUAAGCUUAGAGAAAUGAAGAUGAGGAUUAACAAUGGCGAGUUCGUUGAUGGGUUUGGAGAAGAGGGUGAGUUCGAGAUUCAUUACCAGGAACCUCCUGAAACUUACUUUGCAAAGUUCAAGAGAAACUGGGCAUUGCAUUUUGGUUUCCUUAUCUUGAUCUAUGCUUUCAUGGUUUCUUCUACAGUUGUCUUGCUUUGUUUUUAACUCAUUUGGAUCAUUUUUUUCCCCAGUGUUGUUUAAGAAAAGGAAUUGAUUGCUUUAUGUGUAUAUCUUGGGUUAGAUUCUUGAGGCUCAAUAUUAAAUUAAGAAGAAAAACUUGAAAAAUGAUGUUUAUUAUU